Messenger RNA from Corythoichthys intestinalis (scribbled pipefish), 3285 nucleotides. Its product is annotated as Galectin-related protein A-like. Gene Ontology annotation, molecular function: carbohydrate binding. Lineage: Eukaryota; Metazoa; Chordata; Actinopteri; Syngnathiformes; Syngnathidae. The transcript has 4 exons. The record is from RefSeq and is a predicted model, not a curated record. The coding region runs from base 25 to 615 and encodes 196 amino acids.
CCGUCUCUAGUCACCUCCCACCUGAUGGUGGAGGCUGUCUCUAUGGCAACAGGCGGGGUUUGCCGGUGGAUGAUCAUCCACCAUCCUCCUCACUUGGCAUCGCUUCUCCAGAACGCUACAGUCCUGCGUCACACCCUGACUAGAAUGGAGGACAAGGACAAGAAAGGAAAUGAGGAGUACAUCGGAGAGAUUAAGGGCGGCCUGCGACCUUCGAUGAAGCUGGUGGUGAUGGGGAUUGUUGACAAGAAGCCCAAGAGCAUUGAGGUGGUGGUGUCAAGCGCACCUCUGCAAAAGGAAGCGGACGAAGACGACGAGCAGGAUAAGGCGCAGUCAGAAGGUGACGUGGGUCUCCAGCUGAAGGUCAGCUUCCUGGACAAAGCCGUCCAACGCAACGCCCGGCUGGCGGGAAAGUGGGGUCCCGCAGAAAACACGCUAUCCUUCUUCCCCUUCGCGCCCGGGGAGCCUUUUAAGCUGGAAAUUGUGUGCGAGCACCAGCAGUUCCGCAUCCUGGUGGACGGUCAGCCACUAUGCGGCUUUGCCCACCGUCUCCCGCAGCUCGCCAGUUUGACAGCGUUACGUGUCUUCGGGGAUGUGAGACUCACCAAGGUGGCCUAAAGGCACCAGCCAGAAAAACACGUAUUUCUGUUUAGAAUAGAUGAGAAAAGAUGAGUUUGGUCAAACAGUGUCACACUUUGUAAAAGACAAAGUGCCUUCACUCACACGCUGACUGAAUGUAGCUGUCAACGCUGUCUUACUAAGACUACACAAGAAUGUGAAAUGAAGACUACAAAAAAGGAUCAGAGCUUAAAAAAGAAAGAAAGGAAAAAAACAGGACCCACGAGAAUAAAAUCAUAAUAUUAAAUUGGAAAAGUUGGGAUAUUAUGAGAAAAAAAGUCAUAUUAUUAAAGGGGGAAAAGUUGCGAUACUAUAAUAAUACUGUAUGUAUAACAUAGUAUGUAUGUAUGGAUGCAGUAUGGCUAAAGUAGCUAAAUUAGCUGCUACGUACUUUACGUUGCUGUGUACCGCCUCCGUUAAUAUGAACAUAUAAAUUGGGAGCUCGGACAAAGUAUUAGUAUAAAGCCUUAUGUCAAAUGAUUAAGGAUUUUUUAUUUGUGAGAUCAAUCUAAAACACGUUCAGAGCUAUAUAAAGAAUGUCGAAGCUAAUUUAGCUAAAUUAGCCACACUGCAUCAAUGAAUAUUUAGGUAAUGAUACAUAAUACGACGACUUUAAUCUCAGAAUAAUACGACUUUUUUCUCGUAAUAUUGUGUUUUUAAUCUCGUAGUCUUACACUGUGACCUUAUUCUCAUAAUUUUACCAUUUUAAUCUCUGAAUUUAAUGACUUUAUUCUCGUAGUCCCAUUUUUUUCUUUGUUUGGCCCUAAUACUCUCUCGUAGAAGACAAACUUGGUACUAAUUGCAAUAUUAUUUUUUUCCUCUGAGGAUUUUUGAGCAAAUAAUGAGAUCUGUCCGGUGGCGGGUCUUCUUUUCAAACUCACACAAAUGGUUUAGCUAAUGAAAAUGUACAAUGGUGGCUUGAAUAAUAGUUUCGCUGGAUUCUUGUGAAUUUACAACCCCCGUUUCUUAUUAUAUAUUCCCAAAUUCAAGCAUUUUUCCUGUUAUAGUCCCAGUUUUAGAAUAGAUUGUCUUAAUUGCCAUUGCAUUUCCUCAUAUAUUUUUAUUCCAGUAAAAUAACCUUAUUUUUGUAAUUCUAUGUUUCAAUGUUAUUGUUGUAAUAUUUGACCGAUUGACACUUAUUAGUUUAGUAAUUUUAUUGUAUUAUAAAAUGUUAACUUUUCUGUUGAAAUUUUGUGCAAGUAAUGGCUUUUUCGCAUUAUAAUUUGACUUAAUUUGAAAUACCAACCCCCGCCCAUAUUUUCAAGUGCAAAAAGGUUAACAUUACCUUUUUAGAUGCCCAGCUCCCUAAGAUUUUGCUUGUUAUAACCAGAGGUGGGUAGUAAUGUGUUACUUGUAGUCCAUUACAUUUAGUUGAGUAACUUUUUGAGAAAAGUGUACUUCAAAGAGAAGUUUUACUAAGCCAUACUUUUUAAGUUUACUUGAGUAGAUUUGUGAAUAAAAAACACUACACUUACUCUGCUACUUUGGGCUACACAAGAGUCAUUACAUUUUUCCUCUUCAUUCUAUAUAUAUAUAUUUAUUUUUGAUAGCGAUGCUAAGAGUAGCGCUACUAAUUUCACCAAUGAGACCUCGCAAAAAUAAUCACAUGAAUCCAUUACACCAAUCAGAUGCAAGCUUGCCGUUCUAUUAACAUGCCAGCCUGUUCAAUCACGUGGCGUCUUUAAAAGCACCGUAAAAAAGGAAGUAUUUGACAUAGAGCGCUGCCUUCAACAUGUCUCGAAAGCGCGGAUUUAAACCUCUCUCUGGGUUUUUAUUUGGCACCGACUGACCACGUGAAAACUAGAGGGCACUCAAGCUCUUUGGACAAAUAAUGCUUCAUUUCUGUCUUUUUGUUUUUUUUUCCUCGCUGUAAUUCAAUGGUUUUUUUCUGUCUUUCUUUGGCUUAAUGUAGUUAUGCAAUGGGUAAUUGUACAGUAUAAUUAUAACAACAAUUCAUAUAGUUAAGUUUGUGCUGAAAGAAAAAAAAUACCAUUGUUUAAAAGAAACAAAAAUAAGCAGUUACUCACAAGGUUAUUCAUUACUUGAGCAUUCUUUUCACUGGUUACUUCUUUACUUUUACUUGAAUACAUUUUUUGGAUGACUACUUUUAUUUGAGUAAUAUUAUUAUGAAGUAAUGCUACUCUUACUUGAGAACAUUUUUUGGCUACUCAACCCACCUCUGAUUAUAGCUUCAAUUUUAAUCUCAUAUUUUGACUUAAUUCUGUCUUGCUAUAUUGCCAAUUGUAUUCUCUUAGUUAUUCAAUCAUAUAUUUUUUUCAAAUUCUAAUACUUUAUUUUCAUAUUUCUAUUUCAUUGUUGUAAUAAUGGACUUUUGUUUUUGGUCAUAUAGCCUAUUCUUUUUUUUUUCAAGUCUGUUUCGACUUCAUUUAAACAUACUUUUACAAAAUCAACACUUUAUUUGCUGAUAUUAUAUGAUUCUCAAAAAUGUGUUGUUUUUUUCUCCUCAGAAUAUUUCAAUACAUCAUCAAUAGGAAACACAGAGAAUUGCCGUCACUGGACUUUUCUUCAUUGUAAUAAUUGUACUUUGAAACUCACUGCAUUCGUGUCGCCUUAAAAAGGUCACGCCUUAAUGCUUUUCAUCUAAAGAAAGCACUUUUAUUUCCCUCUGUGUGACUUUACUUCCUUGGAAUAAAAUCGCCUUGAUUGUUA